AUGAAGGCUCGUCACUCUGUUCUCUCGUUGGGCCUGCUUUGUAUACCGGCGGGUAUCGUGUAUGGAGCAAGCCAACAAGUCCUAGGCUUCCAAGAUACUAUCCUUUCGGCCAUAGGCAUCGACGGCUUGCCUUGGCCGUUCUUCGGGAGCGCUGAUGAAAAGAAAGGUGCAGAGACUCUAUCUAAGUGCAAUGUACCUUUCGAGGUCCUCGACCUGCUAAGCCACGCCGGCGUUCAAAGCGCGGACUGCAGCGCAGCAGCCCAUCUCGCAGAGUCCCUCCACGACACCUGUUCAAAGCAUCCCGGUUGUCACCUCGCCGGACCAAAGGACAAUGCUAAACCAUCCAGCGACAAAAAAGACGCGGGAUGGCGUGCAUCAAAAGCCUGCGCAAUCGCGCGUUUCCUCCUCGAGCCCUCGAGCGCCGUGAUGCAAGCCUCGGAAUACGGCGAAGCCUACGAGGCCGCUGUGAGAGUGAAUUGGUCAAAGGACUGCUGGCUCCAACCGCGAUGCAUCCUCCAGCCCUCAAGCGCCGAGCAAGUAUCAUGGAUUAUGCAAAUCAUCCAAUAUACUGGAACCCGUUUCGCCAUCCGAAGCGGUGGCCACAACCCGAACCGCGGGUGGGCCAACAUCGGGGACGGGGGCGUGCUGAUCGACACGUCACGGCUAGACGAGGUCGUGGUAAGCCCCGACGCCUCGACAGUCGAAGUCGGUCCGGGAAACCGCUGGAUCCGAGUAUACGAGAAACUUGAGGGCACGCGACGCUCCGUGCUGGGGGGGCGCACACCGGAUGUGGGUGUUGGUGGCCUUCUUCUCGGAUGCGGAAUCCCCAGUUUCUCGAGCGAGUUCGGGCUUGCAUGUGAUUACGUGCGGGAGUACGAGGUGGUGUUGGGGAACGGGACGAUUGUCGUUGCAAAUCAGGAGACGAACGCGGAUCUGUGGUGGGCUUUAAAAGGGGGCGGGUCUAAUUUCGGAAUCGUGACGAAGUUCGUGCUUGAGACUAUUCCUGUCGAUCGCAUUUGGUACGAAGCGCGCAUCUACGGCCCGGACGAGAGCAGAAGAUUGCUAAGGGCCGUUCGCGAAUACCAGGCCGCCGCUGAAGAAGACGAGAAGGCGUCAUUUGCCUUCAGUCUUUCCAAUAAUCACACCAUUGUGGCUUUUGUUUACUCGGCGCCCGUCGAGUUUCCGCCUGUCUUCCAGAUGUUCCGCGAUAUACCCUUUCAGCGACACUUCAUCGAGCCCAGCCUAGGGACGCCCUAUACAAUCGCAAAGGCCUUCGAGACGGUACUAGGAGACAGACCCGCGUUCAAGCGUGACAUAAUUGCAGUUUCGACAAAGCCUGAUCUUUCGUUAUACGAGGAAGGUUACGAUCGGUGGUUAGAACUUUCGAAAGACAUGAUGGGGCAGUUUGACUGUAUGAUGACCUUUGGCAUCCAGCCCGUCACGUCGAGCGCUAUCAUAAAAAGCAACGCCAGAGGAAACCCACUCAACCUUUCGCCAGAAGGUCAACAAUGGUAUACUUCUGUCAUUCAAUGGCAAGACGACAAGUUCGACGAUCUUGCGCAUCAGGCUGUCAAGACUAGUGGUGGUGCGGUGCGGGAGAUCGCUAAGCGGAAAGGGAUUUUGCUUGAUUUCGAAUUUCUCAACGACGCCACUUGGGACCAACAUCCCAUCGCGAGUUACGGAGAAGAAAAUGUGCGUAAGCUACGUGAGAUUGCCCAGCGGUACGAUCCCGCCGAAGUAUUCCAAAAGUUGCAAGGAGAUGGAUUCUUGCUCCACAAGAUGCCAUGA
Messenger RNA from Annulohypoxylon maeteangense, 1788 nucleotides. RefSeq lists its product as uncharacterized. Gene Ontology annotation, molecular function: FAD binding. NCBI's taxonomy places the organism in Eukaryota, Fungi, Ascomycota, Sordariomycetes, Xylariales, Hypoxylaceae. Bases 1 to 1788 code for a protein of 595 amino acids. The record is from RefSeq and is a predicted model, not a curated record. The transcript is spliced from 5 exons.